Molecule: messenger RNA, 1104 nt
Organism: Penicillium paradoxum
Lineage: Eukaryota; Fungi; Ascomycota; Eurotiomycetes; Eurotiales; Aspergillaceae
Exons: 1
Coding region: 1-1104 (367 amino acids)
Biological process (GO): regulation of cell cycle
Cellular component (GO): nucleus
Source: RefSeq, a predicted model, not a curated record
AUGUCGAAAGAGCUGUCCGCCGUCUUCGGCACAAGCUUGACCCUUAUCGGCCAAUUCCAAACAGCUCUCACCACGCCCCCACCCGCCGCACCCGAAGCCGCAAAAGAUGCCGAAGCUUUGCCCCUCCUGACGGCCUCGUCGACCGCGCUCAAAGCCCAUACCACGAAACUCUCCCUGCUGGCUAUUAGCUCGCCAUUCACGCAUUCCGCAGUCGGCACCGUGCUCCGCGAGCUCAAUGAAUCCGUGCUGCCGUCGCUCGUCACCGGCGCACUACUUGUUACACCGGCGCAAUACACGAAGGCGUUUCACUCCGAGGUCUUAGUCCUCGCCAAGACCGCUCUGACGGAACUGUCUGCGCUCAUUCAGGAGGUCAAGCGUGUUGGGGACAAGAAAGAUCAGGAGAAGAAGGAUACCGGCAAGGAGAGCAAUGUGACGAAAUCCGAGAAGGAUGCUGUUAUGCUCGCUACCGGCCGUGUCUGGGAUGCUUGUGAUAGCGCCACCGAUGUCGCGAACAAGGGCGUUGUUGGAUUCGUUAUGCGCCGCGUUGAGCAGUGGAGGGAUCUGGUUCGUGAUGCGGUCGAGGAAAUCGAGGAUUGGGAUCCUGAAGAAGAGGGCGAUGAAUUCUUCGAUGAACUUCUUGAUGAUGAUGAUAAGGUUGCAAACGAUGAUGACUCGGAAGAUGACGAAGAUGACAAAGAAGAGACUGCUGCUCUUCAUGAACACAAGAAAUCCGCCAUUCGGUUCCUCAAGCCCAUCGCUCAAGUCUACCCGGCCAUCAUCAACAGCCGACUUAAGAACGCUGGGAAUGCGCCUUUGGCCUCUUCAUCUGGUGUCAAGAGGUUGGAGUCGUUGAUGCUGAACCUGCAAGCUAUCCCGGAUGAUGUCGAUGAGGCAGCUGGCGCAUUGUACGAGGCCAAUUUUGAAACAUCCGCUCAGUAUCUGCGAAAGACGAAGAAAAGCGCAACAGAGGCGGUGGAAUUGGUCGCGGCGCCCUGGGAGGUUGUGGAUUCCAAGGACGAUGCACCAGCAGACAAGUUUGCUACGUGGUCGAAGACUUGGCUCAAGGUGAUUGACGAAGUCAGCAAGCCAAUUGAGAAAAACUGA